This is a messenger RNA of Petromyzon marinus (sea lamprey), 2612 nucleotides long. Its product is annotated as cystatin-like. The record is from RefSeq and is a predicted model, not a curated record. Gene Ontology annotation, molecular function: cysteine-type endopeptidase inhibitor activity. Gene Ontology annotation, cellular component: cytoplasm; vesicle. Lineage: Eukaryota; Metazoa; Chordata; Hyperoartia; Petromyzontiformes; Petromyzontidae.
UCUUCAGCACUUCUAUGCCGCUAUUAGAUGCGAAUCGUACGCGCCGUGAGCACAAGCAGACACAUUCAUUUGACAAGAGUUAAUUUCACCGGUCAAAGCCUUCCUGGUUACGUUUGACAAAAAACAAGUCCCACGGGUUUGAAAAGUUUGAGCAAACGCGGGUGGCUUUUUGUAAUGUCACACCUCGUCCGUCCACAUAUUUGUUACUGGGCGUCUUGAUGUUAUCAGACUCGGCAAAGUCAACCGGCUGACGUGCGCCUACGACGCGGCGCUGUUCCAGGAAGGCUCCGUGGCUUUAGAGCACUAAAACCCCCACGGGCUCGCGCUCCGCACUUUAAAAAAGGGGCUCUUUCAUUUCCUGUAAUAACACGACGACGACCAAAACACACCACGAGCCCAGCAAAGGCGAGCGAACAAUCCGCCCGAGAUGCCUUCGCUCGCUCGCGUGAUGCUGCUUUGCUUCACGGUGGCCGCAUUCGUCCCCGACUUAACACAGCAGCAGCAGGGCGCCUCCACACAGCAGCAGGACGUCUCUGUAGAGCAGCAGGACGUCUCUGUAGAGCAGCAGGACGUCUCUGUAGAGCAGCAGGACGUCUCUGUAGAGCAGCAGCCACAGCUGCUUGGAGGCAUCCUGCCCAUCGGCGUGGACAACGCCGAAAUGAUGAUGCUGCUGGACAAGGCCCUGGCGAAGAUCAACGCAGAGAGCGACGGCGACACGUGGGAGACUGUGGACGAGAUCUUGGCGGCGGAGAGGCAGGUUAUCAACGGAAUCCGCUAUGCGGUCAAAGUCCAGCUGAGAGAAACAAAAUGCCCCAAAUCUGAAGCCCUGGAAAUCUGCGAGACCGCCACUGACACCAACAUCGGAAAGACCUCCAUCUGUAUUGUGGAAAUGGUUGACCGACCAUGGGAUCCGGAACUGGAAGUUGAGAAGAUGUGUAAUUUAGACAACAUGAAUUAACUUGCAUUCUGUCGGCAUCAUGACUUCAUGAGCCAUACACCACUGCACAGGCUAUGAUAAUCACAUGCUUUAUAUUCCAAUUGCAAUUUCUGAACAUUUUGUACCAUUACCCCGACAACAUUAUAAGGGUCUUCCUUAUCAGUAAUAAUACAAAUUUGAUUCACUUUUAAAUUAAACUCUGAUGCUUAAACAUUUUUGUUAUUUUAAGUGGUAUGGUAACUUCGGUUGUGGGGAUGCCUUCAGCAGUGCAUUGAUCAUGGCUGAUGAUGCUGCUGACUGAUACGCCACCAUAUCGUGCAUAGUGGCAGGAACUUGAUGAAAAUAUAAAUAUUGGUUUUAAUUGUGCUGUACUUAUUGUAUCCUGUAAUUUUUGUGUAAUCAUACUUCAUCCAGAAUGCGGAAGCCUUCUUCCAGAAGCGAACAGACAAAGGGCUGUGAAAUCAAAAAUCUUGUCCAAAACAUAACACCAGAGGCGUUUGGACAGUACUGUGUCUACAGUAUAUGGUGCAAAUACCAAAAGUACUAAUAUUGUGGAGCAUGUGGAAUCUUCAAUGGCUGUAGGGGCCAUAUGAAAAAAAAUCCAAAAUGUCUUACAACCCUUUGUUAAUCCACUGCUGGAUGAAUGCCCCAUGACAUGUUAGUUUUGGGGGCUGCUUGAAAAUUGAAAAUAUUGUGAGUAUAAAUGCAAGAAUGUACUUAAAAAUGCGUUUUUCCCACAACUUGAUUGGCAUCAUGUUAUUUUAUUGUUUCCCUUCAACGUGACUUUACCGAAAGAACUAAGAAUAUGAAGUGUCCUGUUGGAUUUCUCGCAGAGCAUUGUAACCCAUAUUGUUUCAAAACAUCCCAUGGAAGUGGAUAUAGAGCUAUCUUUGAGAUCCCUUCAUUUUAACUGAUCCACAGAGUAGAGCUCUUUCUCACCACUCUCCCAUACGAGAAUAAUGUUUAUCAUGACAGUCAAGCCGAUAUAUUCUACAGUAUUUCAAUUCUAUUCUCAGAUCUAGAAUUUAUCCAAAUUAAGUGCAAAACCAAGUUUGAUUUGAUGGGUUUUUUGCAUGUAGGCAGUCAUUGGUGACCGGUAUCGCUUAAGUUCUCAAUAUUUUCUGGGUCACUACUAAGCGUGUGACGAGUAUUGCCAGAGGUAUACUGGAUGUGGUGUGCUGAUUGCAGAAUAUCCGAGUUACUGACUUGGACAAACCUGGUAGACAUUUCACCGAAGUGACCAGAUUGAGACCAGCAACUCAUUUCCCUCAAGAAUCCCGACUGACUGGAUUCGAUCCCAGGAUCUCAGCGGCAUCAUCUCAGUACUUGGAAAUGAGCCACCCUGCCACAUCAGAAUGUGUUUUCAUUGCUGAAAUGAUCAAUUUGUACAUGACUAAACCAGCCAUCAUGAGGUUGCUUAUUUACUGACUUUGUGAUUUUCUUCUCUCUGUAUUUUUGUUGGCUUUGUGUUAUUUUGGUUUUGCUAAAUAAUACUGCUAGUGACACUCCACACAAACAAAUGUAAACAUUCAUGACAAUGUGUGCAGACUCAGACAGUGGUUUUACUUUGCGAUUGAUUUACCUGCAAAAUUCUUCUCUGGUUUAUACGUUACUCUACUUGAUAUUUCUUCAUUUUGGAAUUGAAUAUACUGCAAUAAAGCUAAGGGUAUGACAA